This is a messenger RNA of Brettanomyces bruxellensis, 1443 nucleotides long. RefSeq lists its product as uncharacterized. The transcript has a single exon. Gene Ontology annotation, molecular function: N-acetyltransferase activity. The record is from RefSeq and is a predicted model, not a curated record. The coding region runs from base 1 to 1443 and encodes 480 amino acids. NCBI's taxonomy places the organism in Eukaryota, Fungi, Ascomycota, Pichiomycetes, Pichiales, Pichiaceae.
AUGCCGUCCAAAGCCAGACCCACAGGAGGAAUCGAACAGUACUCUUAUUUUCGUGACAGAUUCAACUGCUAUCGCAACAUUGUGUGCUACGCCGAAUUCUCGUCGGAUAUAACUCGGCAGCACCUGUUUCUUUCCCUCCGGUCGCUCAUAUCCGAAGUGAAUGGACUAGCUGUAAACACAAGAAAUGAAGGUUCGGUCAUCUGCCCAUUAGAGACCAUCAAGUUCGGAGAUGUUGCCGAAUUCAGGCAGAUCGACGACCAUUUCGACGUCGAGAAGACUAUUAGCCAGCUGCACGACCUUCGUUUCCCGGUGGAUACCGACAAACCACUCUGGAAAGUGGUUGUGUAUGGGGAAAAUCGCGUUUUUUUCGUGAGUGAUCACACGAUCUGUGACGGAAGAGGCCUCGCGUACUUUAUGAGUGGCUUGACGGACCACUUGAACUUGACUCGGGGCGAAAAAGCCAAGCAGCAGGAGCUCAAGGUGUCGGAAGACUCGGCUGUGUUCGAACUUGGGCAGAUUGAGCGUUUCUACAUAACAGACAGCCUUGAAAAAUAUGUGACGAAGAAGAAAAGCGCAUCUUUCAUAUUUCACACGAUUGUAGAAAACGUCGGGCCUCGCUGGAUGGCUCAUAUAUUUAGAACCAGGCACCUAUACGAGUUUGAUCUUUCCGGGAAGCCGCUUCCUAUUCCGGACAACAUUUCACCAUCCAUGCACACGCAGGUGGAAGUUGUGAGAAUCGGAAAACCGGCUUUGGACAACCUUCUGCAGACAGGGAAGAAACACGGUGUCAAACUAACGGUUUUGUUGGUGUACCUCAUCGCCAAGAUCUUAAAGAAGAUCGUGAUCGAGUCUGAUCCGCACAGAUACAAGGCAACCGAGAAUUAUGACUUGGAGUAUGCUAUUCCGGUCGAUGGCAGGUCUUUUGUCGAUGUUAAGGAGGUGCAAAACAGAGAGCCUGACUUUGUGAAAGGGUUUGGCAACUUUGCUUCCAGCGUGAGUCUGAAAACACCGUCUGCUGCCAUUUCCCUGGAUCCAAAUACGAUUGACUGGCCGUUGGUCCGGGCCAUGCAGAAGAAAUUGGCCGAUAUGCUUGCGAAGAAGGAAAACUUGUCGUUGCUAGGCGUUUUGUCGUUUGUUGACGUCAAGGAUUACAUAAAAGGUCUAUCUGACCAGAGAAAUAAAGCUUUCGAAGGCCACUACCUCGAGGUUUCCAACUUGGGAUACUUCAAGUUCAACGAAAAGGUCCCAGAAGAUGGCUUCCAAGUCAAGGAUGUCAUUUUUUCGCAGAGUGUCUGUGUCACCGGUGCAUUGAUAGAUGCUAAUGUCAUCGGCUUUGAAAAUGGACUAAGGAUAGCUCUUGGCUGGGAUACAAAUCUGCCAUUUGCAAAAAGCGUUAACGGAAUUGCCGAGACUGUUCGCACCUCUCUUGAGAAUGUGAAAUGA